GCGGAGUGACGAACAUGGCGUCCAGGUGCAAGCGGCGAGCCGUGGGGAAUGGGGUCCCUGGCGGCCCGGCCCAGCGCGACGAGGAAGAAGAGGAGGAUGAAGUGGAGGAGGAGGAGGAGGACGAUGACGACAGUGACGAAGACGAGGAGGAAGACGAUGAGGCCAUUGGCCAGGAAGUGAGUGUUGACUUUGAAGCCUACUGCAUCUCAGACAUGGACUAUGACGGGAUUAAGAAGUUGCUGCAUCAGCUUUUCCUGAAGGCGCCUGUGAACACCGCAGAGCUGGCCAGUGUGCUGAUCCAGCAGAAUCACAUUGGGAGCGUCAUCAAGCAAACAGACGUUUCAGAAGACAGUGAUGACGAUAUGGAUGAAGAUGAAAUUUUUGGCUUCAUAAGCCUUUUGAAUCUGACGGAAAGAAAGGGUACCCCGUGUGCCGAGCAAAUCAAAGAGCUGGUUCUAAGCCUCUGUGAAAAGAACUGUGACAGGAGUGUGGUCGCCCAGCUGGAUGAGCUGCUCAAGGACCCCAGCAAGCCCGUGGGCCUGCUGCUGAGCGAGAGGUUCAUCAACGUCCCCCCACAGAUCGCCUUGCCCAUGCACCAGCAGCUACAGAAGGAACUCGCAGAGGCGGACAAGACCAAGAAGCCAUGUGGGAAGUGCUGCUUUUACCUGCUGAUUAGUAAGACUUUUGUGGAAACAGGACAAGGCAAUUCCAGAAAGAAACGGAGCAACCAAAAGAAAGAGGAGUUAAUGUUUGCAAAUGCAGAGGAAGAAUUUUUCUACGAGAAGGCGAUCAUCAAGUUCAGCUACUCCGUGCAGGAGGACAGCGACACUUGCCUGGGAGGCCGGUGGUCUUUCGAUGAUGUUCCCAUGAAGCCCCUGAGGACUGUGAUGGUGAUUCCAGCGGACAAGAUGAACGAGAUCAUGGACAAGCUGAAAGAACACUUGUCUGUCUAGCCCGUUUGCAUGGGCCGGGUUGAGCUCGUCCUUGUCAAAAUUAUCAGAAAAGUCAGUGCAAGUUUACUGAAAAGCUCAUGACUUUAUUUAGAGUC
Messenger RNA from Ochotona princeps (American pika), 1048 nucleotides. RefSeq names its product BRCA2 and CDKN1A interacting protein (gene BCCIP). Bases 15 to 953 code for a protein of 312 amino acids. Gene Ontology annotation, cellular component: nucleus. The transcript has 7 exons. NCBI's taxonomy places the organism in Eukaryota, Metazoa, Chordata, Mammalia, Lagomorpha, Ochotonidae. The record is from RefSeq and is a predicted model, not a curated record.